This is a messenger RNA of Cladophialophora yegresii CBS 114405, 1140 nucleotides long. RefSeq names its product pyruvate dehydrogenase E1 component subunit beta. Gene Ontology annotation, molecular function: pyruvate dehydrogenase (acetyl-transferring) activity. The transcript has 4 exons. The record is from RefSeq and is a predicted model, not a curated record. NCBI's taxonomy places the organism in Eukaryota, Fungi, Ascomycota, Eurotiomycetes, Chaetothyriales, Herpotrichiellaceae. Gene Ontology annotation, biological process: pyruvate decarboxylation to acetyl-CoA. The coding region runs from base 1 to 1140 and encodes 379 amino acids.
AUGGCCGCGUCCAGAUCAGUCCUCAGGGCGGCUUCACGGCUUGUUUCUCAGCGACCUGCACUUUCCUCCUCGAUACGACCGUCAAUCCGUAACUUCGCGCCCUGGGCUUCUCUGCCUGCUUCCUUUAGAGGUUAUGCUUCAGAGGCGCAGCAGACGGUAACAGUCCGUGAUGCCCUCAACGAAGCUUUGGCCGAGGAGCUUGAGCAAGAUGAGAAGGUCUUCAUACUAGGCGAAGAGGUGGCUCAAUACAAUGGCGCGUACAAGGUCACCAAGGGCCUUCUGGAUCGAUUCGGACCCAAGCGGGUCAUUGAUACUCCAAUCACUGAAUCCGGCUUCUGCGGUCUUGCCGUCGGUGCAGCAUUGGCCGGUCUACAUCCUGUCUGCGAGUUUAUGACGUUCAACUUCGCUAUGCAAGCAAUUGAUCAGAUCAUCAACUCGGCUGCGAAGACGCACUACAUGUCUGGCGGUAUCCAGCCUUGUCCGAUCGUUUUCCGAGGACCCAACGGUUUCGCGGCUGGUGUCGCAGCUCAACACUCACAAGACUACUCGGCGUGGUAUGGCAGUAUCCCUGGUCUCAAGGUCGUUGCACCUUGGAGCGCAGAGGAUGCGAAGGGUCUGCUAAAGGCAGCUAUCCGCGACCCAAAUCCUGUGGUUGUCCUAGAGAAUGAACUGCUGUACGGUCAGGCAUUCCCUAUGAGUGCAGAGGCACAGAAGAGCGAUUUCGUUCUCCCCUUCGGCAAAGCGAAGAUCGAACGACCAGGCAAAGACUUGACCAUCGUUACACUCUCACGUUGCGUAGGCCAAUCGCUGGACGCUGCGGAACAACUGAAGAAGAACUAUGGCGUCGAGGCCGAGGUUAUCAACCUGCGCUCAGUCAAGCCCAUGGACGUGGAGGCCAUCAUAAAAUCAGUCAAGAAGACCGGUGCGCUCAUGGCGGUAGAGUCUGGCUUCCCGGCUUUUGGCGUUGGUGCCGAGAUUCUGGCCCUCGCAGUCGAAUACGGCUUCGACUACCUCCAGGCACCACCAGUGCGCGUAACGGGGGCUGAAGUGCCCACUCCCUACGCGCAGAAAUUGGAGGAGAUGAGUUUCCCUCAGGUUGAUACCAUCACGAGCUAUGCCGCGAAGUUGCUGAGGGUGUAG